Dromaius novaehollandiae (emu) is the source of this 8217-nucleotide messenger RNA. It is a transcript of the gene CALN1, whose product is annotated as calneuron 1. The transcript has 6 exons. NCBI's taxonomy places the organism in Eukaryota, Metazoa, Chordata, Aves, Casuariiformes, Dromaiidae. The record is from RefSeq and is a predicted model, not a curated record. Bases 142 to 798 code for a protein of 218 amino acids. Gene Ontology annotation, molecular function: calcium ion binding. Gene Ontology annotation, cellular component: trans-Golgi network membrane.
UUUUUUUUUUUUUUUUUGCUUAUGGCUGUAAACUUCCAUGACCUGAAACAAUCUGCUGUUCCAGCCUUGCACAAUGCCCAAUGAAAGCCUGGUACUGUAGACGUUGUGGUAGCCUGGAAUAUAAAUUUUACCAGGGAGAAGAUGCCAUUCCACCAUGUAACAGCUGGCUUGUUGUACAAAGGCAACUACCUGAACCGAUCACUCUCUGCUGGCAGUGACAGCGAACAGCUAGCAAAUAUCUCGGUGGAGGAACUGGAUGAAAUCCGUGAGGCUUUCCGGGUACUGGACAGGGAUGGGAAUGGCUUUAUAUCCAAGCAAGAGCUGGGCAUGGCAAUGCGCUCUUUGGGAUACAUGCCCAGCGAGGUGGAGUUGGCAAUUAUCAUGCAACGCCUCGACAUGGAUGGGGAUGGCCAGGUUGAUUUUGAUGAAUUUAUGACCAUUCUGGGACCUAAGCUGGUAUCGUCGGAAGGCAGAGAUGGCUUUCUGGGAAAUACAAUAGACAGCAUAUUCUGGCAGUUCGACAUGCAGAGGAUAACGCUGGAGGAGCUGAAACACAUCCUCUACCAUGCGUUCCGGGACCACUUAACGAUGAAGGACAUUGAAAACAUCAUUAUCAAUGAAGAGGAGAGUUUAAAUGAAAACUCUGGCAACUGCCAAACAGAGUUUGAAGUGCACGCGCAGAAGCAGAACAGACAGACCUGCGUACGGAAGAGCCUUAUCUGUGCGUUUGCCAUGGCCUUUAUUAUAAGCGUGAUGUUGAUUGCGGCCAACCAGAUCCUCCGGAGCGGCAUGGAAUAGCCUCUCGCCAUGACACUGUGAACCAAACUGACCAUGCAUGCGCAUGCCACCGGGUGAGCUUUUCCUGAUCCGACUCUCACAAGGGAAAGAGACAGAGGCAGGCAGAUAAAGCAACAUUCGACAGGAGCCUGAGGCCAGCAGCGUAAUGUGUCUUGUGAAUCAACUACAUCCUUUUGGCAGGGACAUAAAAGGGCUGUCUUAAUGCUUUAAAGGUUUUGUUUCCUAAUGCAAUAAAAAAUAUACAGGAGUCCCGAAUUACUGCUUCAAAACAGCAAUGGUAACUUGGAAGACACUUUCAUCCAGCGGUCUGUUUUACAGUUUUAAGGAGGCACAGCCUCAUGACUUAUUUCAGCGUGGCUGUCUUUUAACCUAGGGGCCGACUGACUAUUUCACGUAGCUCUCCACUGGGCCCACCUUCCCAGGAAGUUGAUCGUAGCAUUGCCACAAGCAAGUCCUGUUUGUUUUAUUUCAUGUACUUCAGCUUCACUUUGUUUUUCCCUUAUGACCAUGCCUUUAAGUUUAUGGCAUUAGAGGGGAGCUAGAGCAUCCUUGUACAGUAUUUUCAAAUUAAAAAAAAAAAGAGGAGAACUUGCCAGUAUCAUGCAAAUUUUCUAUUUUUGGUCUAUAACCUCCGCCUUUGACACACAAGACUGUGGAAUAGCAUGAGUCUGUUUGUUUGCCAUUUUUUUCACCUUGAAUCAGGGCUUAAAAACACCACCCGCUUUCACACAUGGGCAUUUCUGAGAUUUGUGCACAGUCUUCCAACCGACUCUGCAACCACCAGCGUCAGUUAACCUCCCUGUAUUUGGUCCCAUCUUCACAUUCAACAACAUUUGCUUUCCAAGAGUUUUGCCCUUCCUCUAUAUUGGUCUUGAAUAACCUUAUCUGAGACCAGAAACACAAGGAAAGCUCUUUCUGAGCGUUUCCCUCCUUGUCCACUCAGUUUUUAUUUCUUUAAUUUUACACACCCUGCUUUUAACCUGUAGUGAAGCCUCUACGUCAGACGCCUUCUCGUAGGAGAAGUUAUGCUUUCGCCUUUGUGGUGGUGUGUGGUUUUGACCGCUCAGCUGCUCUGUUCCCUCCCAGGAGCCGUUGCACCACCACCGCCUCUUCACCCAUCCCAUGGAUAGGCUCGAAAGAGGGUAAGCUGAAAAGCAGCCUGCCGCGAGAGAAGAAGGAAUCAAACUGGAGCAUACCGCCAUAUGUUACGUAGUGUGUCAGACUUUCAGAUCCUGCAAGUGUUAUUUUUCCUGGAAGAGAUUUUAAUGAGCAGCAAGGAGAAGAUGGAGCAAUGCAGACAAGAGACACAACAAGUCCCAUGGAAAGCCCAAGGACUGCGCGUGCCUGAAGCCAGGAUUAUAUUUGAAAUUGUUUUCCUUUUAAACUCGACACAACCCUUACCUUUACCUAUAAAUGAACUGUGCAUCUGUGUGUCACCCGUGGGAGAGAUCCAUCUUCAUUGCUCUCUUGGAAGAGGUUUUCCGACAGUCACUCUGCAGAGACGGCGCAGGCAGCAUUCCCUCGGAGGUCCGCAGAGGCACCCAGACCUAAGAGCUGUGGUAGCUUCACGUUGCCAGCUGGGUUAGCUCCAGAAGUUUCAAGGAACAGUGAGAUCUUGCUCCUGUAAGUGUAGAUGACUGUUUUCUGUGUCACGAGAGGGGACAGGAUGGCUCCCAAGGGAUCGUAAACCACGCGCUUCCCUCGUCCUACGCGACAGCCAUCUUCUUAAGGCUGGGUCUGUCCCAAAGUGUGGUUCCAGGUCUUUCUUUGGUUACAAGCCUGAUCUAUAACAUUUAACCUAUGCUUUUUAGUAGCCUGAUUUGAAAAUCUGCUUCUUGCUGUUCUGUCUCCCAUCACCGCUUUAAAUUCAUGUCACCGCUUUUUUGUCUUUAUGUGUGUGUUUGUUUUAGUCACCUACCUCCACUACAUUACUGGUUUCCUGGUGCCCUCUCUCCAUCGUUGAAGACAGCUGUCUUUUCCAAAGCAGAUGAGUUAUUUUUCUGCCUGGUUUGAAGUUCUCUCUGUGUCUCUCUCUCUCUCGCACACACACAAACACACAUAUUUCUUUAUUUAUGUUCUACUGUGACUAAUAGAGUUCAACUGCAAAAUAUUCUGCAAAAAUUGUUACAUCUCCCAGAAGAUGGAGAGUUUUAUAUUUGCUAUAGGGCAGCAGCAGACUUCAAACUGACAACAGAAAAAUCUUAAGCAAGCUUUCAGUGCAUGAUUCACAUAGCCGGGGAACCAAUGUAUAUUUGCAGUGCUUGCUGCACCGGACAUUGCAGAAAACGAGCUUUGAGAUCUUUAUGAGGGAACUGUCAGUCACAUUUUCAGGUUUCAGGGCGUGUGAAAAGGUGGCAUCAGCAGAAAAAAGCCUACGUGUUACUUGCCACCGAGUGAUGCUUAUUAAGAUUUUUGCAGUUAUCUCCAGGAUGUUUCCAUGGUUUUGGUAUCCUGUUCCACUUCAUGGAGAGGAACCAGCCUUUGGGUAUAGAUGCAACUGCUGAACCGGGCUGUAGGGGCUGUUCUGGGACCUGUCCCACUCCCCGGUUGUUUCACGCAGGGCAGGAGUAGACCCAUGGGGCUAACCAGGAAAGUCCUCAGCCGUCCCUUGGAACUGUGCUGGAGUGCACUGGGACCAGCACCAGCUAGUGUGCAUGCCCAGCACCAACGGGCAGAGCAGCACAGACGAAGCGACGGAGAGGUAGGCUCCGUCCUGCCAGCCCGGUCAGCAGUCGCAGCCCCACAGGGCAGAGCAGUGGCUCUCUGCUUCCUCCAGAAACACAAGCUAAUACACAUAGAUCAGGCUCAUUGUCAGCUAAAACCAGCCAGACUCUAAUUAUUACAGAGCUACCUUAUGGACAACAUAGAUAAUCUUUUUCAUUCCUUUAAGCUUUCUGGAAGCCUCCAUGAUUUCUACAUGCAUGCUGCAUAAAAAGCUUUGUAAGUAGUUUUUCAGUAUAAUUCUUCAUCUUCAAACUCCACUUGUCAAACCAAACCUAUAAUUAUUAAUAUAUUGGUAAAAGCCAUAGCCUGGGGCCAGUAGAGUUUAUUGGAAAAUGCCUCACUGAUUUUACUGGGUACAGGAUUGGGGGGGUUGUUGGCUUUCUUUUUUCUUUUUUUUUCCUGGAGGGAAUCCAAUGUAUUCAUUUUGAAUCAGUGUCAUGUCUUGCCAGAGGACAUCCUUUUGUUCCUAGAGCUACCUUCCUUUACUUAAACACGUCUUGAAGAUAUUCCUUUUUGUAAUCAGUCAAGCUCUUCCAGUAGCUAGUGGCAAUGCAAGAUGGGAUCAGGCCAAGCCAUUCCAAACCUUCCUAUCCCAGUAACCUUUCUACCAGCACUUUCCCAUCCUUCCUAUCCAACAGCUUUUAGUAUUGGACCCAUCUCCUACUUCCCUGGCUCCAUUUACAUAACAUCCAUUUAUCUUUUUUUUUUUUUUUGCUUCUACACAAGAGGAAGAAAAAGGGCUUUUUGUUGCUUUUACAGACAGUAGGUAAAAAUAGAGCAGUAAAAUUUUGAUUGGAACCUGAUGGCAAAAGCUUAGGGGGAAGAAAGUAGAAGAAUCAAAGAAAUAAAAAUAAAAAACCCCACAUUCCAUACUUAAAAAAAAGAAAAAAACUAUUUAAGUGCGAAUUAACAUACUUUAAAAAAUACCCAGACUGCAGCAGUGCUAGGUAGAGCUGUCAGAAAAAGCACUAAACUUAUGCUCUUGCCAGUUACAGGAGAAUUUAAGUGUCUUUUCAGCACUGUAAUUCUGUACGAAAAGGAUAUUGCUAUGGCAACCCUCACUGUUCGUGACAUGUGUGCCACAGUGUCAUAGAGACAUGCAGCAAUUUAAAACAUGCUCACCAGUCAAACCAAGGCUGGACAACCGGCUCUUAAACAGCUUCAGACAGCGUUUCAGCUCACCGAUUAUUAGCAAAUUCUGAGCACCCUGAAGACAUCUGUAUUGGCUUAGGCCAAAAAAAAAAAAGUAGGAAAUUAAAGAGAUUGAGACACAGGGAAGGCUUUGGGGUGGACAUGGUUACUUUAGCUUGAGAGAGGCUUUGUUUGGGUUUUCUUUAGUUUGGGAACAAGUUAAAUCAAUGCGGUGCAAACCACUGCGUGACACAGGUGAGUGCCUCUCCCAGGCUUGUUGGGGCCCUUUGGUUUGAACCCAUGCAAGCAGGUUUUUAACAGAGGGAUCAAUCAGUCCUUGAUGGGAAAGAUUUCGAUUAUUGCUCCUACAAGGCACAGGUCUGCAUUGCUGAUGGGAGGCAGAGCUCAGGAUAAUCAUUUGUGGCUUUCACUUUGAAGGCAAAUCCCAGUUUUCAGGCAGUGCAAGGCAUCUGCUCCUAGAGAAGCCAGUGAAGAAACUGCAAGCACGUGGCGGUCCAAAAUAUAUCGGAGGCCACAGAGAAGCUAAUUACAGUCAGGCACAGCAAAAUCUGCUGAAGGAGUGUUGCUUACCUGCCAGAUCCAAAGCCAUAUGGUAAGAGCAGGAGUGAAAAAAGCCACAGCCGAGGAGCUCCCUGAAGGGAUGAGAGCAGCCUGGUGCCAGCAGCGGCCCUGGGUGAGCAGGGUCCCGCACACGAUGGACAGCACAACCUGAGGACUUCAUCAGGGCCUUGGACCUGAUCCUCUCGCCGGGUUUAACUCAGCCACUGAGAGAGGCAUUGUGGAUCAGAUGCAGUAUUGGCAGAAAUUUAAAGGCGUAUUAAAAAAUCACAAGGAGGCUGUGCAACUGGGAAUGCGCUCUUCUGUUAGGGAGACUUUGGUCCUUACACUUGUGGAGAUCAAAUAGGAUAAAAAAGACAGUUGAUGAGGAAAAAGUAAUUUUCUUUCAUGUUUAAUGGGUACCUAAAUGAGCUAGUAACUGUUAGAGGACACCCCAUCCUGGUGAAGGUGCUCAUGGACCCCUCAGAGCAAAGGUCACCUGUGAGCAGAAUGGGUGGUAGGAAACCUGGCUACCUGCCCCCUGCUUCCAGAUGAGCUAGAACUGAGUAUUUGGUUAUCAUCUGGUGAUUCAGAGAUAUUGCACAGAGAUGAUUCGGUGUUUAUCGGGAGCUCGCAUGUUGGAUAGCAGGGAUGGUGAAUUGAUUGGGCUAGGUGUUUGUUGCUUUAAAUGGGAGAUUUCCAACAUCUUUGUAUAAGAAAAGAUAUAUCUAUCUAUAUAUAUACACACACACACACACACGUGCACCUCUCAUAUAAGCUGAGGCCAAGUAAAUGGAAUUUUUUGGUCAUCUCCCCUAUGACAUUUGGUAGCAAGGAGUCAAAUCAAAAAGACAGUAGAAAGUAUUCCCAAGGAUGCUACUAUGGAUGGAUGAAGUUUGUGUGACAGCGUUCAAUUAGUAAAGUACCUACUGACAUACACUUCAUUCUGUGUAAAGCAUAAAAAUAUUCUUCCACAAAAACUGCAUGUUUCUGCCUGCCACAGAAGACCAGAACAUCUCCGGUGACAUGCCAGAGGACUGUGAUGGCCACCCAUGUCCAGUGCUGGCUCUGCUCGAGAUGAUGCACUCCUUUGCAAGGUGCCCAGUAUAAAGAGACUCGCAGCUUUUUCCAUGAAAAACUCUCGAGCCUCAUGCGUAAUGUGCGCAUGCACAAAUAGUGCUGUGAAGGGCUGUCAUCGCACAAAAGCGAAAGGUUCACAGUCCCAAGUCAGACUUAGAUCUGCGAGAAGAGAAGCAGUAGGAGGAAUACAUUAAGAUCACUAAGAAUGAAGUUCCCUAUUUUAUCCACCCGUGUAAUAAAUUAUUUAGCUUCUGCUUUAUAGAUGACUAUUUGAAAGAAGAAAAACUAAUUCUGCUAAUAUAAGAUUAUGAUAAAGUAUCUUCUUUCUUGGCUCUGAAUCACGCUCACAUUCCACAGACGAAGAUGUACAGAACUUGCUGGUUUUCCAUCUAUUAUUUUACUGUAGCGUGUUCUGACAGUGCAAUUACAUUUCCCUGGCAUCGCUUAAAACCUAUGACUUUCCCAGGAACUAAGGAAUUUAAUGCAGAAGAAAAGGCUCCAAACAUUUUCAUCUCUCUGUGUUGCCUGUUAUUAUCAGGAACAAAUCUUGUUUUUCUAUAGUUCAAGUAGGAUGUUUUAGGCAGCUGUAAGAACCUUAGAUGCUUCACUGAGAACAAGAUGGACAAAAAAUUUAACAACAUUUUAGUUGGAAGAGUACUCUAUUCCUACCUGUCCAGUGGCAAAAGUCUGAAAAACUGCCUGAAUUUGACAUUCUUCACCAGAAAAGAAUUUCAGCUCCAGAGGAGAAGAGGGAGAAAAAGGAAAUCCUCUGAAUCUAAAAAUUGGUAGUUGACAGUUUGAUUAUGAAAAUACCUUAUGGGGGUUUUUUUUUCUUUCAAGACAGACCAGAAUACUUCAUAGUCUGGAAGAGCAUUACUCAAUGAAAUUUCCAUUUUCUGAUCAAUUAUUUUCUACAGCUGUUCAUGGUCAUGAAUAAACAGCUUCAAACACCAUUAGUUUUACUACGUUUUAGGUGAGCUCCAUACUUCAAUUUUCCCAUAUCAGCUGGUCUUCUGUCUUAAUCAGUCAAGAAGUCAACAUUUGACCAUCCUCUUUGAAGCUCAUGAGCAUGCUCUAGUAACUAUCCCCUCCAGUCUUGCUAGCACUUAAGCAUGUCUUGUCACUCCUGUGAGCAGUCCCACCAAACCCAAAGGUACUGCUGACAUGUUUGCAGCAUCAGGCCCCUAGCGUUGCCAUUUAACAGUCACAUCUAAACAAAUUCAUCUAUUUUCAUAUUGCACCAACUCAAGAAUGGUAUUACAUUUCCUACCAUCUCUGUCAGAGGAGCCAAAGUUAUUUCAGCUUCUUUCAGCAGCUCUUGUUCUCUCAAAUUUUAAUUGGGGGUGGGGGGGGGGAGAGGACAAGAGCUAAAGCUGCUCUCAUUUUCCAGAGUAAAUCAGCAGUAACUCAUGAGAGUUAAUUGGUUUAAACUGGAAGGAGCCCAGAAUCCAGCCUGUUGCCAUUUAAUCCAUAGUAGGUUCUAAGUAAUCAAUGCCUCCUGAUUCAUCUCUAGGAAGUUCCUUAUUAAUAUAGGGAUCUCUUUUUUGUCAUUGUUUCAUCCCUCAACAUUUUCAAGCCAUUUGUCAUUCACUGUUAAAAAUUGACCAUUUUUGCUUGUUAACAUAAGUCAUGGCAUUUUAAUUAAAGAGAACAACUCACAAAGUCAGCAGCAUAAUGGUAAAAAAAAACACUUUGUACAAAACACUGUAAAUAUUAAUAUAAAUUAACUUGGCAUGCAACUUAAAUAAAUCCUAUGUUAUUGCAAGUUACCCAAGUGUAUAAAGAUGUGUAUAAAGGAAAACCGAAUGCCAUAUGUAUCAGCCGUUUCCUCUAACCAAACACCACUGUAAAUAUAUAAUCUGUAUAAAAAGAUUUUAAUUUUACCAUUAUUUAUGCAAUAGAAAUAAAGGUUUUUUUUUCUUUUGA